CAACGAUCUAUCCACAGAACUGUUUGUAAUCGUGCGAGUCUAAAUACACCACAAAAAUGCUUGGAAUCGAAAAUUUCCCCGAGUACGAGGUGCCUGGAGCGCGGAAGGUGCAGUUUUAUCCAUACGAAUCGAAUGGCGGGAGUGUAGUGGCCAUUGCCGGCGAUGAUUUCGCAGUAAUCGGAGCAGACACACGGUUAAGCUCAGGCUACUCCAUCCACACACGCACUCAGGAUAAGCUGUUCCGGUUGUCGGAUCAAACGGUUCUGGCGUCGACCGGUUGCUGGUGCGAUACUCUCGCACUAACCAGUCUGGUGAAGGUGCGGAUGCAAAUGUACAAGUACCAGCACCAGAAGAAUAUGUCGACUCCGGCCGUCGCCCAGAUGCUUUCAAUUUUGAUGUACAACCGUCGGUUCUUCCCUUACUACGUGUCUAACGUAUUGGCCGGUCUCGACCAGAAUGGAAAGGGAGUCGUGUACAGCUACGAUCCCAUCGGACACUGUGAGAUGACGACGUACCGUGCUGGAGGAUCUGCCGGUCCUUUGUUGCAGCCAGUGUUGGAUAAUCAAAUUGGUCUGAAGAAUAUGGUCAACAUAGACCCGGAACCAGUUAAACUAGAGAAAGCAGUUUCGAUUAUCAAGGAUACGUUUAUUUCGGCUACGGAGCGCGAUAUUUACACGGGAGAUUCCGUUGUCAUCAACAUCAUCACCAAGGAUGGCAUUAAGGAGGAAACUUUGCAUCUUCGUAAAGAUUAAAUUUUGUUUUUUUUCGAGGUUGUCGAUUAUGGCCUCCCUUCAUUUGCCCUAAUAAAUUUCGAAAAAUCAUACAACAAUUUUGGUUGUUUUACGUUCCAUUCG
This is a messenger RNA of Anopheles nili, 854 nucleotides long. RefSeq names its product proteasome subunit beta type-1 (gene Prosbeta6). NCBI's taxonomy places the organism in Eukaryota, Metazoa, Arthropoda, Insecta, Diptera, Culicidae. The record is from RefSeq and is a predicted model, not a curated record. Bases 57 to 752 code for a protein of 231 amino acids. Gene Ontology annotation, cellular component: proteasome core complex. The transcript has 2 exons.